AUGGACCACUUUGCGAACUCAAGCGACGCGAACGAAGAGGAAAAGGCCUUCACCAUCCCACUGAUUCGAAUGCGAGCCAAGAACGCCACGCAGAAUCUCAUUAUCAACCCCGGCGGUCCUGGGGCUAGUGGUAUCUUCUUCGUCUAUCAGAUCGGCGACGAGCUCAACACAAUCCUGGACGAAGGGUACCACAUCCUGUCAUUCGACCCUCGCGGCGUGAACGGGUCCAAGCCCAAGGCUGAGUGCUACCCUGAUGACGCCACUAGACGGGCCCACUCGAUGCCUAGGAGCGGCCCCCUUUCAGACACUGGCGAUAUGUAUGCUUGGAACAAGAACUUUGCCCGCGCUUGUUAUGAUAAUAUGGGGGAGCACGCCAAGUAUAUAAACACGCCCCAGACGGCCGCAGACAUGAACUCCAUCCUCGACGCCGUCGGCCAGGAGGACAUGAUCUACUGGGGCUUCAGCUACGGCACGACGCUGGGCCAGACCUACGCCACCAUGUACCCGGAGCGCUCGAAGCGGGUCGUGAUCGACGGGGUAGCGAACAUCAACGACACGUACAGGAGGCUGGACCCCGACCAGAAGCAAUUCAGCGACACCGACAAGGUGCUCUACGGAUUCUUCGACGAGUGCGUCAAGGCAGGGCCCGACCGCUGCCCACUCGCACCAUUCGGCAGCACCGCGGACGAGCUCCAGGAGGCGGUCAUGUCACGCGUGGAGAGACUCAGGGACGAGCCCCUGAGCGUGUACGUCAACAGCACCGUGUACGGCAUCUUCGACUACCCCAACCUCCUGACCAACGCGGUAUUCUACACCCUCUACGGCCCCAGGAGGGCGUGGGCCCCCGUGGCGGGCCAGCUCGCGAGGUGGAUGGGGGGAAACGCGACGGAGCUCUGGAUGGUGCACGGCCGCGCGGACCAUUACGCCAGCAUCGGCGAGGCCAUCCGGUUCGUGACGUUCAACGACGCCAGGUCCGGGCCGGGGUACUGGCCGCAGGGCCGGCAGGACGUGGUUGAUGAGAUCGUGCGCGUCGCGAACCAGAGCCUCUUCUCGAGGAUCGACAUGUCCGGGUUCUUUGGCAGGCAACAGUGGAUCAUUCCCCGCACGCACGACUUCGUGCCGCAGGAGAGAGUCGAGACCGCUCACCCGCUGCUCAUAUUGACGACCAGCUAUGACCCCAUAUGCCCGAUCAAAGGGGCCUUCUUUGCUAGGGACAUGUUUGUCGGGUCUCAGAUCGUCGAGUUGAAGGGAUAUGGGCAUUGCUCGGAUGCAAUGCCAUCGCUCUGCGUUGCCCGGCAUGUCAAGGCUUACUUCGACGAGGGCACGGUCCCAGAGAACCACACGCAGUGCGAGGUGGACGGAGAGUAUUUCCCCAGUCAUGGUGAGGAUGAGAAGGUGAUUGAGGGCCGCGGGCUGCUGUCAUUCAGUGACCCUGAGAUGGAACGUAUUCAUCUGGCACAGCGCAGACUGGCUCGGAAGUGGCCUGCCUGGUGA
This is a messenger RNA of Diaporthe citri, 1494 nucleotides long. RefSeq lists its product as uncharacterized. Lineage: Eukaryota; Fungi; Ascomycota; Sordariomycetes; Diaporthales; Diaporthaceae. The record is from RefSeq and is a predicted model, not a curated record. The transcript has 3 exons. The coding region runs from base 1 to 1494 and encodes 497 amino acids.